Messenger RNA from Spodoptera littoralis (African cotton leafworm), 1546 nucleotides. NCBI's taxonomy places the organism in Eukaryota, Metazoa, Arthropoda, Insecta, Lepidoptera, Noctuidae. The record is from the annotation of a GenBank genome assembly.
AUGGUGCUCUCCGCCUGCGUCCGCGCCGACACGCGCACCUACUGCUCCGCCCGCUACCAGGAGUCCGGCGAGCUCAUCAAGUCGCCGUCGCCGCCGCCCAGCCACGACGGCUCCGCCAGCGGCGAGGGCGACAUCAGCGGCGAUGAGCGCCCCCCAUCCCCGCCCCGCGCACCCUCCGCGCCACUGCCGCACCCCUCGCACCCCGCGCACCCUGCGCACGCGCCGCACGUCGCCAGCGCCGCUGCCGCCACCGCCGCCGUCUUCAAUGCGGCGGGCGCCGGCAACGCGCUGGCGCAGCUCCAGCACCUGCUGCUCACUCAGCACGGCGCGCACUCGCUGCUGCUACACACGCAGGUACAGCAAGCGGUGGCGCAGGCGGCCGCGCAACAGUUACAGCAGCUGCAGGCCCGCGCCGGCGCAGUCCCGCCACCCACUACGGGAACCUCGCCCACUUACAAGUACAUGCAAGACGGACGAUCACCGUCACCACGGCGCACGCCGCCCGGCGCGGGCGCAUUCCUCACGCCCCUCACGCCAGGCUCCGGCCGCGCGCGCUCCCCGCUACACGCGCACGCGCACACUCCGCUGCACGCGCACGCGCACAAACCGCGCGCGCUCGAGCCCACGGCUGAUGACACUGCUGACCUCGAAGAGUUGGAACACUUCGCCAAGACCUUCAAGCAGAGACGUAUCAAACUUGGGUUCACACAGGGCGACGUCGGCCUCGCGAUGGGCAAGUUGUACGGGAACGAUUUCUCGCAAACGACGAUAUCACGGUUCGAGGCGCUCAAUCUGAGCUUCAAGAACAUGUGCAAACUAAAACCGCUCCUGCAGAAAUGGCUGGAGGACGCGGACUCGUCGCUGGCGGGCGGCGGCACGGGGACCGGCGCCGGGGCGGCACUGGGCGCCGGCCUGGCCGAGGCCGUGGGCCGGCGCCGCAAGAAGCGCACCUCCAUCGAGUCGGGCGUGCGCGUCGCCCUGGAGAAAGCCUUCCUGCACAACCCCAAGCCCACGAGCGAGGAGAUCGCUGCGCUAGCCGACGCGCUCUGCAUGGAAAAGGAGGUGGUCCGUGUAUGGUUCUGCAACCGACGCCAGAAGGAGAAGCGCAUCAACCCGCCGGCGGGCGAGGGCGCUGGGGGCGCUGGGGGCGCGGUGGCGCUGGCGCCGCAUGCGCACGCGCUGCACGCGGCGUCGGUGGCGCUGCAGCCGCUGGCGCUGCUGGCGCGCGCGCCGCCGCGCGACUGACGCGCCCCGCCGGCGGGCCCCGGGCCCCGUCUGACACAUAUCUCGUUGUAAAUAGUGCGCGGGCGCGGCCGCGGUGUACAGACUAGUGUUAGCGUGUAUAUAGAUGUACGUGCGGGCCGCUGCGCCCGUCCUAGGCUAAGUUUAUAUAUUAUUACGUGAAUUUUAUUUAUGUGGGAGCGCGCCGCCGCUGUACAGAGCUCAUAUCAGUUAGCGCUCCACGCGAUGACUAUGUAAGGUGGAUGUGUAGAAAACUAUCUGUAUGUUACAAUAAAACAUCAUAGACUUUACCGGUGCUUUCAUU